Saccharomycopsis crataegensis is the source of this 1320-nucleotide messenger RNA. RefSeq names its product cleavage polyadenylation factor subunit MPE1 (gene MPE1). Gene Ontology annotation, cellular component: nucleus. Bases 1 to 1320 code for a protein of 439 amino acids. The record is from RefSeq and is a predicted model, not a curated record. Gene Ontology annotation, biological process: protein ubiquitination; ubiquitin-dependent protein catabolic process. NCBI's taxonomy places the organism in Eukaryota, Fungi, Ascomycota, Saccharomycetes, Ascoideales, Saccharomycopsidaceae. Gene Ontology annotation, molecular function: nucleic acid binding; ubiquitin protein ligase activity; zinc ion binding. The transcript has a single exon.
AUGUCAUCUACAAUAUUCUACCGGUUUAAAUCACAGAACAAGAAUUCCAAAAUUGCUUUCGAUGGAACAGGGCUUACAGUGUUUGAUUUGAAGAAGGAAAUCAUCAACAUCAAUAAGAUGGCACCAGCAACAGACUUCAACUUGAGUUUGUCAAAUCCUGAUACAGAUGAAGAGUACAAAGAUGAUAACCAAGUGAUACCCCGCUCCUCUUUUGUCAUUGCUAGAAGAUACCCGUCAUCUAGGGUAGGGAAAGGCAAUGCCUCUAGAUAUAUUGCUGGGAAACCAAGAGUAUCAAAAACUGGCAGAGGAAAUCUUGCCUGGGACAACCAUAAUAAGAAUAGUACGAGUGCAAGCGGCGGUAUUCCCGGAAGUACCAGUGCUGCUGGAAAUAUGAUAACUAUAAGUGAAGACAAGAAUAUCUCUGAAGAAGAUAAGAUCAAAGCUAUGUUCCAAAAUCAGGAUAUGGCCUGGCAAGAGACGCAGGAAAUGAUGGAAAAUGCUACACCGGUGUACGUGAAAAGAGGGGAUAAUGCUGCUAGUAAGAAUGAGCCUCCUCCACCAGGCUAUAUUUGCUACAGAUGUGGUAGUAAAGAUCAUUUUAUUAAGAACUGUCCUACUAAUGGGGAUGUCAGCUUUGAUGGUAAAAGAAUUAAAAGAACUGCGGGCAUUCCUAAGUCAUCUUUGAAGGUUGUUGAUAAACCUCCAACUGAUAAUGCUGGUGGUUUUAUGUUGACAGAAGAUGGUCAAUUUGUGGUGGCAAUGGCGGAUAAAAAGGCUUGGGAAACUUAUCAAAAGAAGCAAAAUUUGUUCAAUAACUUGAACACUGAAAGUAUCACUGACAAAUCUCUCAUUGAUCCGAUAACUAAGAAAUUGUUCCAAAAACCAGUCAAAACACCAUGCUGUGGUAAAACUUACUCGUUGGAUACUCUUGAAGGACUACUUAUUGAGAGUGAUUUUAUAUGUCCUAAUUGUGACAAGUCAGAUAUAUUUUUGGACCAGUUAGUUGAGGAUAAAGAAAUGAAUGAUAAAAUUAAAACCUAUCUUGAAAAUGAGGCGGAGAAAAACGGUCUCAAACGUUCAGAUAUUGAUUCCGCCGAUCCUACCGGUAAUGCUGGCUUGCCUGAUUUGAAAAGGAUCAAGGUCGACGAUGGUAUUGACUUGCCUUCAAGACCUCAGCUUCCAGCUAUUCCAAAUGUUCACAUGCCGAUGGUUGCACCACCAGGUUUCCCAAUGAUGCCAGUGAACGGAUUACCAUUCAUGCCAAUGCCCUCACCGAAUGGAUUCCCUUUUAACGGCAUGAACAACGGGAAUAAUCAAUAG